CAAUUAUUGCAUGCAGUGUAUGUCUGCCCCAACAAGGGCGGAUGCCGAUCGGGCGCAUGCAAGAUUCCGCUGGGUCGAUAUCGGAGUACCUAGUGUCAGGAACCUAAGGCAUGUCAGUGGGGGUCGGGCAGUAGUAUGGUUCUUACUUGGUCUCUCUUCACUGCCGUUGCACCUUUUUUACAACUCUACUAUCUUUUCGUCUCUCGGCGCCUUCAAAUACGAUGUAUUCUCCGCCAACGAGGCAUUCGCGGCCGAUCCAACAACAGAUGACCUUCAGAUCAAAGGAUCCUUCAGAUACGAUGUCAACGGCGAUACCAUUGAAGGCAGUACCCUGCUCGAAUCUGUUCACCGGGACAAACUGGAGAAACUAGGUGUCAACGACUGCAUCACCAAAUAUGCACAGAGCUACCAAACGAAUUACGGAAAUCUGUUUCUCGUCGUUUCGAACUCCACAUCUGAUUACGAUACUGCCGAGCCAGUAGUAGGAUUCGAAGCGCGAGACGUGCCUAUCGAUUGGUAUUUCGGCACCAAUGGCGUUCCGUUCGAGUGGAUAUGCCGAGACAGCUCGUGCACUGGUGGAUUUACGCUCGCGAACUGCGAAACUUUCCUGCCUUGCAUUACGUCCAACUUGGCGGACUGGAAGCCGUUUAAGAAGUCAAUCGAGUAUUGUCUGGGCGAAAAGAUCGAAGGGCACUGCCAGCUGGCGUAUAGCAUACAUCUAGCAAUUGUCGUGCUCCUUAUUGGUGCGGGCAAAACUAGCCUUAUGCUGUACAUUGCUUUCCGGUUCAAGGAGAGGCCGCUGCUUACUAUUGGGGACGCUGUGGCCUCCUACUUGCAACGUCCCGACAUGUACACGCAGCGAGCGUGCCUUGUCGGUAGGAAGGAGGUCCAGAAAGAGUUUCAAACGGGGAAUAUCAUGGGUCAGCGGAAGCAGUACGUGCAGAAGCCAGUGCGACGCUAUCGCGCAGCGAGCAUUAUGAGGAUGGGAGUCCUUGUUCUGGCCUUCAUCAUCAUCUUCGCAGCCUCCAUGUUCCUCCUCUGGUACGGAGUCAAUCAGACGACCGGGCUGGAAAGCAGAUCCGCCGUCUGGAAACUUGGCCUGGGCGCUGUAAACUCCAGCACCCUCAUCGCAUGGAACAUCCCGGGCCGAGGCGUCCGCAGCCUCAUCACCAACGUCGUCGUUGCCAACAGUCCGCAGCUCGUCUUCUCCUUCUUAUACCUGACAAUGAACGGACUCGCCACGACCAUGAGCCUCGCCUCGGAAUGGUCGCGCUUCGCCAUCUCCAGAAAGGGCCUCCGCGUCUCUAUAGAUCCAAAGGGCUCACAGCGUAGCUCCUACUUCCUCCAGCUACCUUUCCGCCUCGGACUACCACUGAUGGUCAUGUGCGGCACCAUGCACUGGCUCAUCUCGCAAAGCCUCUUCCUCGUCAGCGUCGACGUGUACGAUCUGCGAGACUCGUCGAAAGGGACGAGUCCCGUCGACGACGAGAGCUAUAUCACGUGCGGAUACUCGCCGGUUGCCAUCCUGGCGACUAUCCUCGUGGGUACGUUCGCGUUCGCUGCUAUCAUUGCGCUGGGGUGGAAGCGGUUGAAGUCGGGGAUGCCGGUCGCCGGGAGCUGUAGUGCUGCUAUUGCGGCAGCGUGCCAGCCUGGGUCGGCGCCGUAUAGGGUCGAGGCUGCGUGGGAGAAGGUGCAGUGGGGUGUUAUGGGGACGAGUUAUGUGGAGCCGGGGCAUUGUGGGUUUUCGAUGGAUCAUGUGGAUUUGCCGGAGGAUGGGAAGUUUUAUGAGUAGAUGAGAGUGUGCAGAAUGCGCAAUGCAGAUAGUAACC
Messenger RNA from Trematosphaeria pertusa, 1829 nucleotides. RefSeq lists its product as uncharacterized. Bases 11 to 1792 code for a protein of 593 amino acids. The record is from RefSeq and is a predicted model, not a curated record. The transcript is spliced from 3 exons. NCBI's taxonomy places the organism in Eukaryota, Fungi, Ascomycota, Dothideomycetes, Pleosporales, Trematosphaeriaceae.